Messenger RNA from Aspergillus versicolor CBS 583.65, 2037 nucleotides. RefSeq lists its product as uncharacterized. The transcript is spliced from 5 exons. NCBI's taxonomy places the organism in Eukaryota, Fungi, Ascomycota, Eurotiomycetes, Eurotiales, Aspergillaceae. The coding region runs from base 1 to 2037 and encodes 678 amino acids. Gene Ontology annotation, cellular component: mitochondrion. The record is from RefSeq and is a predicted model, not a curated record. Gene Ontology annotation, molecular function: protein binding.
AUGCCCUUCAACGACGGGCCAGAGUUUCCAUUCUUCUGCCACAUCUGUGGCGCACCCCCCACAUGGCGCCGUUUACUCGCCCACAGCACACUCGAAGACCUUGACCCGGAAGAAGACGAUUUUGACCAUAGAGAUUAUAGAUACGAGGAUUUCAUGCCCGGACUGCGGGGAUUUGGAUAUAAUACAAGGUUGCUUCCUCCGAAAAAUAUCAGGUGGCUUGACGCUGUACGGCUCGUCACGAACAAGAGCGUGGACACAGUUAAAGGCACAGAGACAGAAGCAUCAGUGCCAUUAUUAACUCCACUGGCAGCAUAUGUCAAUACUGACAUUGGCACGUUCCACUACCCCGAGAACAGCAAUGUUUUACGAUGCAACGUUGACGGGUACUUGAUACACGAUACAUGCUUCAAGAUGUUGGCGCAUGUCCACCAAAGCCUGCAGGCCAACUGCGUGACGCAGGAUCUUGAUCUGGGCCGGUUAUGGAAUUGGUUGGAGCUCGGUCUGGAGGAUCGCAACAAUAACCUUGUCGACUGGGGCUUCGGGGAUGCAUUCCAUGGGGGUGGUACAAAUUGGCCGGGUGAGAGGUUUGAUCCUGGAUAUCAGGAAUGGAUACCAGUCAAAGGGUCUAUGUGGACAGUAAUGGAUCCCGAGGGUCCAUUCAAUUGCCAACCUCUACUUGACCGUGCAUAUGCCAGUACUGAGCCAGGCUAUUCAUUCACCUUCAGCAUCAGGUCCGCUAGCCCACACGCGCACUCAGUCAACAUACUCUCAAUACUCCCGCGCGAACACCAACUGAGUAUCUUGGAGCUUCUCCCAACUUCAUCCGUGCUCAACCUCUUCCUUGCAAGUCCCGACUUUAGGUAUCUUGCAGAGCACCUCCCGCCCAGCUACUGGAAGUCCCGUCUCUUCUUUGACAUGCCGUGGUGUGCGGAUGUCAUUUUGUCCCAGAUACAAAAUGCUGAUGGAAACAGGACAGAGAAAGGCAGAGUCCAGUUUAGCCAGCUUUUACGCUUUCUAAGAGAAUUUUAUAUAUCCCCCGGGCAGGAACCUGAUGGCGGUCCUUAUAUGCACACCAGCGGAAGAUGGCUUAAUCGGGACGAGCUCGAACGAAACUCUCGCCACAUUGUGUUUGACUUCGCGGCGCUUUGCGAUAGGGCUAUCGGUUUAUGUCCAGGAGCAGCCAAGAUCGUCAAAUAUGAAAAGAGAGAAGGUGGAUUUAACAGGGUCUUUCUUUUCACAAUGGACACGGGUUCUCGUGUUGUGGCAAGGUUACCGACCAGUAUUGCUGGGCCUAGGUUAACAACCAACUCUGAAGUCGCAACGAUGGCAUACUGGAAAGACCUCUCAAGCUAUUGCCUAGGCUUGCUAGAGACCUGCUUCUCUCGUUUACCGAAAGAAGAUAUUGUCAGCCGCGAGUUUCUCCCUCAUCAACUUUCAAUUCAAGAUCACAUCCGUCUUUUGAAAAUAAGCCAUGAGGUGAUGCAGAAGUUGAUUCAAGAUGAGCGUAUUCAGGAUGCUGCUACUUCUGCUCUGCUUCAUCCUGACUUUCACAAAAGGAAUAUCUACGUCUCAGCCGAAGACCCAACCGUUAUUACUGGCCUGCUUGAUUGGCAAUCAACAAGCAUUGAGCCUGCGUUUAUUUAUGCCAAUGAGACUCCGGAUUUUGCUGCACUCCUCGAGGGGCCAGAGAAGAACAUAUCUGAGAGCAGACAAGACGAACACAAGGCUCCUCCUGGCCACAAGGAACAAGAACUGAAAGAUGCGUCGAUCUGUUACCAGACAUAUGAUGUGUGCAUGAAGGGCCUCGCUGCUAAAUUGCGCCCUGCAAGGCUACUCGAUCCGACUUUGUUUCGACUCUUCCAAUACUGGUAUACGACAUGGAGAGACAGUGCCACAGCUAUCCGGCAAGAGUUAAUCGAGCUUUCAGUUCGCUGGACAGAACUGGAACUGCAGGGCUCGUGCCCAUUGUCUCCAACUGAACAAGAAUUGAAGGGCACGCUCUCGAUUAUGAAGAUUUUGAGACUGUCCAAAGACUGA